Molecule: messenger RNA, 489 nt
Organism: Liolophura sinensis
Lineage: Eukaryota; Metazoa; Mollusca; Polyplacophora; Chitonida; Chitonidae
Exons: 4
Coding region: 9-404 (131 amino acids)
Molecular function (GO): calcium ion binding
Source: RefSeq, a predicted model, not a curated record
CAGCGAGUAUGUUUAAAGCAGAAGACCACAAUGGAGAUGGUGUCUUGUCGAGGAAUGAAACCGUGGGCAGUUUUGUCAAGUUUGACUUUAACAGAGAUGGAAGAAUUGAAAGACUGGAGUACGCAUGCUACCAAUACAACGUCCAUCCGGAUCUAGGAAAUUUUGCACAUGCGCUCUUCGACGAGUACGACACUGACAACGAUCACCAUUUGGACAUGCAUGACAUUGAGAGUUUGUCCUAUAGAAUGGACACAAACAAUGAUGGUAAUGUGGUUGAAAGUGAAUUUGUAGCGUUUUGGGUACAGCUCUUCAAGAAAUACGAAAAUUACCACCUGCACGGCGCCCAUCACCCGAAACACGAACCUAAAGCCUGUCAACACAUCCACGCUUCGAUCUUCGGCUAACAACGUUCCUUAUCAGUUCAUAAAUUAGCCUAUAGCAAUUGCAAUUUUACCCACAAAGUGGCAUAUGUUUUAUCGAAGCGAAAAU